Messenger RNA from Salvia miltiorrhiza (redroot sage), 1862 nucleotides. Its product is annotated as probable protein phosphatase 2C 60. The record is from RefSeq and is a predicted model, not a curated record. Gene Ontology annotation, molecular function: protein serine/threonine phosphatase activity; cation binding. The coding region runs from base 527 to 1558 and encodes 343 amino acids. The transcript has 11 exons. Gene Ontology annotation, biological process: protein dephosphorylation. Lineage: Eukaryota; Viridiplantae; Streptophyta; Magnoliopsida; Lamiales; Lamiaceae.
UGGAACAUACUUUGCACCUAUUAGAAACGCAAAAAAAGUAAGUUGAAUCGUAGUUUUUACCACAUUUUGAAAUUCCUUGAGAAAUUUUAAGGUCAGAAAGUCAUAUGCUACCUAUAUGUUAUCUAAAGCGGAAAUGAAAGUACUGGAUAAGUUACCCUACUUCAUACUUAGAUGUUAACAUGAACUAGAUUAUGAGUUCAUGAGGUUAGCCUUCUGUGAAGUGCGUGUAUGAGGGUGAAUUAACCUUACUUGAUGCAUUGAAGAAGGAUGAGGACAAAUUAUGCCUGCUGAGAAAUUUUAUAGUAGAUGAUGCUUGGAAGUAAUUUAGUGGGCUAUUUAAGAUGUAUGCUUAGAGUCUAUAGAAUUAUAUGAUUGAUCAAGGUAAGUUUUUUAGUUUCAUGGAUCUUGUGAUAAUACCAUUGGCAUCUUGAAGUUCGAAAAAUGGGAAACAAAAAGUACAGCCCUAAACGUGAGGCGUGCACCUCAAGCUGGCCCGAGAAGCGUGCCCCAGUCGCACCAGCUUGAAAUGGGGGUAUACCUUAGCACUCCCAAGACUGGAAAAGCCUCAGAGGAUGGUGAAAAUGACAGGCUUAGAUAUGGCUUGUCCUCUAUGCAGGGUUGGCGAGCUACUAUGGAAGAUGCUCAUGCCGCGUUCACAAAUUUGGAUGAUUCAACCUCUUUCUUUGGAGUUUAUGAUGGUCAUGGGGGAAAUGAAGUUUCCAAAUUUUGUGCCAAGUUCCUCCAUCAACAGGUGUUGAAUGAUGAAGCCUAUGCAACUGGUGAUCUUGAAAAUUCUGUUAGAAAGGCUUUUCUCAGAAUGGACGAAAUGAUGUGUGGAAGAAAAGGACAGAAGGAGUUGGAACUACUAAGGGGUAAAGUGGACCAAUCUACCAGUAAUGGAGAAAAUUUACAGAAGACUGAAGAAGAUUAUGGCAAGGAUGUCCUGUCUUCGGACGAGGGAACUCAGACAGAUUACAGUGGCCCAAGUUCUGGAAGCACAGCAUGUAUUGCAAUUAUCCGAAAUAAUCAACUGCUUGUUGCAAAUGCUGGUGACUCCAGAUGCGUCAUGUCUCGCAAGGGAAAGGCAUACGAGUUAUCCAAAGAUCACAAGCCAGAUCAUGCUACUGAGAAAAAAAGGAUAUUAGAUGCUGGUGGGUAUGUACAAUAUGGACGGGUCAAUGGGAGCUUGAACCUGUCAAGAGCAAUUGGUGAUAUGGAAUUGAAGCAAAAUAGAUCGCUGCCUGCUGAAAAGCAAAUUGUCACAGCAAACCCUGAUAUAAUUAAGGUCGAUCUUUCUGAAGAUGAUGAAUUUCUUAUAGUAGCUUGUGAUGGGAUAUGGGAUUGCAUGUCAAGUGAACAAACAGUUGAUUUUGUGAAACAACAGUUGAACUCUGAAAAGAAGCUCUCCGUGGUGUGUGAGAGAGUACUAGAUAGGUGUUUGGCCCCAGCAUCUGGUCAGGAAGGCUGUGAUAACAUGACGAUGAUUUUGGUGCAAUUCAAGAAACCUUUAGGCUCUAAACCAUCUUCAACGGAGCCGGUUGUGCCCUCACUACAGUAAUUACACACAGCAGAAUUUGUUGGGCUCCUCAGGCUCACUCUGGGAUAAAACAAGCCGAGAUUUCGAUCAGAUUCGGCACAUUUUUCACUCACUGGCCACCGCCUUCUGUAAAUACUGGUGUUUUAGACAUUUAGCUUCUGUUAGGAAGACUGAAGCGGUUCGGUAUGAAGGUUAAAGGUUUUCUGAUGAGUUGAUUCAGUAGGAAAUGAUGGCAUAUAUUGCUGGAAUAAGGACUCAUUUACUAGGUUGAAACUUGAAAGAAUAAUGAACUAAUUCAAUUACUGAGAGGCUGUUUUCAUUUUUA